UAGACAUCAAUUAGAAUGGUUAGUUUAAUUAAAUGGUUACGAUUUGUUGAUACCAAGUUAAUCAUAAAAUCAUCAUUAUAAUAGUCAAGUGGUUGUUAAAAUUGAUUUUAAUGAAAUUUAUCCAAUGUAAAUGUGUACAAAUUAUUUGCUCAUCAUCAAAAGCUAUUAAUGAUAAUCAAUAGCAAAUUAUUAUCUCUUUACAGUAUUUUAAUUGUGAUUAAGGGAGAUGACAGUUGUAUUGAGCGUUGGGAUGAUGAUUACAGAUUCGUAUUUCCAGCAGUCAGCCCCCGUCGGUCUGUGUAUAACGAUCACGAUCUCUCAGUAUACAAAACAAUUAAAAUCGGAACCGUAGGCGAUAACCUGGCAAUCUCUUGUUUAGUGGACGAUAAAAAUGACCAAUAUGACCUCUUUCAACUGCAUAAGAAGUACAAAUGGCUUUAUUAUAAAUUCAAUACCCGCCCUCGGUUAGCCUGGACAGAAUUGGCCCCUGUUGAAAGAGGAAAAUAUUCAAAUUCGGAAGUAAACUAUACGGUGGGUAAAUGUUUCGAAUUGAUUGUUGUUAAAAUAGAUUUGGAAACUCGAGGAAUAUUCAAGUGUGUUCGUAAAGAUAAUAAAACAAAAACUGAGAUUGAAAUCAUUGUUGAUGUUGAGCCAAAGGCAGAAAUCGAUGAGUCCGGUUGUGUAAAAAAGUCACAAAUGGACUUGAAAUUGGACCGUAAAGCCUUGAAUUUACUUAUUGCGACAGGGCUCCAUUCACUUUUCACCAUGUGGAAUCCUUGGAAUAGCUAUGAAUUUAUAAGCGAUAAUAUAAAAGAUGAAUAUUUUGAACAUAAAGUUUUUUAUGUUUAUCAACCAGCGCUCGUUUGGCAUGAAAUUUUAGGUCAAUGUUUACCCUGUAUUUAUAAUGAGACUUCUACUAAUGGGACUCGAAAAAGUGUUUCCAAGCUGAUGCUUGUCGGUUCUGUUUUUUAUUACAAGUGUGAAAAACCAUCUACUAUUCAAUGUCGUGAUAUGGUCAAGAAUUCGGUUGAUUUACAAAAUAUCGAUUCGAUAAAAGUCGCUGACUUGAUUGGCCUUCGUACAAUUCUCGGAGAAAUAGACGAAUCAAACUGGAAAUAUAUCGAUAUGGAUCGUUAUCAGAAAGUUCGUGAACAAGUUGAUAAAUUAAAAGGUUAUAAAGAUUGUGUCACUUAUAAGGAUUGUGUACCCGAGACAUGUCCUUCCGAAAUCGCGUCGGUCACGAUGGAUAAAAUCAAUCUUGGUGAUUUGAAGAAACGAUUAAAAGUCCGAGUUAGAAGGCCGAAACUUGAGCUUAGACCAGAUCAGUUUCAAAAUUUUGAAACUCUUCAUGCCGAUGAAUCUUUUGAGAUUGAACUUUCUUGUUUACCCUUGGCUAUUGAUCAAGAUGAUGAAGUUCUUGCCUCAGAUGAUUCAGUCACUUGGUAUCAGUGUAUUGAAAGUUGCAAGAAGAUCAGAGGAUUUACAUUUUUGCGAUUUGUUGUUAGUAAUAAAAAUAACGGUACUUUAAAGAUCAGAAAGAUUGAGCUAAGAGAUACCGCGAUUUACGUUUGUACCCAAUUUCAUCAAAUUCGUGGUGUGAUUCGUCUUCAGGUCUUUUCUUCAACCGCAAUUUUCGAUAUUCGAACUCCUGUUGGCUCAAUGUUCAUGAGCACCAUUCUUAUUUCCGGGUUGUAUUUUAUUUUCAUCCCUUUCCGUUUAGGACUAUUCAAGUAUCUGGUCAAACUUUUUCGAAAGUUACGACUACGAAAACGAGGCUACAAACCGAUUGAAAAAGUAAACAAAAAGGUGACCAAAGGUCAGAAAAAAGGGAAGAUUAAAAAAGAUGUAAUGGAAAAGAAAGAUGUAGUUUGAUUCAAUUCUGAUCAGUUCGACAAUCGAUUUGAACUUUCCAAUCAACAAUAAUGUUCAGAUAAUUGAAUCGAAAUCGAAAGAAAAAAUGUAAUAUUAAAAGUCGAAAGCAAAUAUUAAAUUG
This is a messenger RNA of Panonychus citri (citrus red mite), 1993 nucleotides long. RefSeq lists its product as uncharacterized. The transcript is spliced from 3 exons. The coding region runs from base 169 to 1872 and encodes 567 amino acids. The record is from RefSeq and is a predicted model, not a curated record. Lineage: Eukaryota; Metazoa; Arthropoda; Arachnida; Trombidiformes; Tetranychidae.